This is a messenger RNA of Pocillopora verrucosa, 5140 nucleotides long. Lineage: Eukaryota; Metazoa; Cnidaria; Anthozoa; Scleractinia; Pocilloporidae. The record is from RefSeq and is a predicted model, not a curated record.
GUUUAGGAAAGGAUAAAGUUGGUUUUCCAGCGUCUUCUCGAAGACUUCUUUGGACAGAAUCGAUGCUAAAAUGUAUUGGCGGCGUUGUAAAAUUUUCGCCACAUUAGUCCUUCAUAUAACAUCGUGUUUCAGUGUUCCGCUCAGCGAUUUCUAUCCUUAUGGAGUCAGCGAGGGUGAUAAUGCACUUCCGCCAAAUGACGACGGCAGCUCAGGAGAAAUACCAAUCUCAACUCUCUUCCCGUAUUUUGACAAGAAUCACGGUUCCUUAUAUGUUAACACAAAUGGAGUUAUCUCAUUUCUGGGUGCAGUGAGUCAAUACACCCCAGCUCCAUUCCCCUUGGGGGACAACCGACGUCUUAUUUCGCCAUUUUGGGGUGACGUGGACACCAGAAAAGGAGGAACUGUAUUAUACAGGGAGUCUAUUGACUCUGUAUUGUUGGACCGAGCUACAAAAGAUGUUCGACGGGCAUUCUUAAAUCACCAGAGAUUCUCAGCCUCUUGGAUUUUCAUAGUGACCUGGGACAGAGUGGCAUUCUAUGGAGCUGAAGGAAACUUUAAAAACAAGGUGAACAAUUUUCAAGCAGUGCUGGUUACAAAUGGACGUCAUUCAUUUGCCAUAUUCAAUUACAAUCAAAUCGUGUGGACAACUGGUACAGCUAGCGGAGGGACUCAGGAUGGAUUGGGCGGUACCCCUGCUCAGGGCGGGUUUAAUGCUGGAGAUGGGGUGAGGUUCUUCAUUAUCCCUGGCUCCCGAACAAAUAACAUCCUUAAUCUUCCUUCCACCUCAAACGUUGCUCGAGGCGGUCAGUGGAUGUUCCGAACCGAUGAAGCAAGUGUGGAAGCUGGGGGAUGCAACACAAAAGGUACAAAUUGUAAACACAAGUAUAGAUCUCUCACCAUAUCACCCCGAUCUGGGAUUAUGUUAGGAGGUACAAACGUGAAAAUGAGUGGACCUUGCUUCACUGCAAAUGAUAACAUUGUGGUUCAACUCGACAAUGAUGUCAACAUUAAUGCAACUUUUAGCGAUGAGCUAACGUCAUCAGUUACCAUACCAGUGUUGAACAAGACAGGACGGCUGUCAUUCAAGUUAUCUACUGACGGCGGAAAUUCAUUCAAUUACAAUGGAGCGUACACAUCAGUUCCGAUAAAUCGAUACACUCCCGAGGUCCAGCGAGAGGACGGUGAUACAUGGCAGGAGGAUUCCACGGUUGACAUUAGUUGGGAUUCGGGAAGCAUCGGAGGACUUGACGAGGAAGUGUCGAUUGACUUGGCGCGCUAUAAAAUGGGAGAUGACGAUGUCCCCGUACUGGACAGUUUCCGUCAAGUAGUAAACAAUCAACUUAAUUCUGGACAUAGUCGGUUUACUGUCACAAAAGGAGAGGGAGACGGGAACAUUGAUGAUCGUUUUAUCAAUCUUGUUCGAGUGUCAAGAAAAAACAGCUACAGCAACGUGUCUAAGUCUCAGUGGGUGUGGAGUGGAGUGUUUUCUUGGAAGAAUUCGCCGUGGGCUGAAAAAAGAUGUAACAAAUGGCAUCAGAAGGAACCUAAUCCAGACACAUUCAGAGGGGAUCCCAGCAUGCAGCCAUGCCCUUUGAGGUUGACUCAGGCUAUGGUAGAUCGCGGGCGCUUCAUGUCUGAUGAGGAAUGCAAUCCCCAAAAUCGCGAUGGAUGUGAUCGAUACCACAAGGGAGCUUUCCAGUGUUUUUUAAUGGUCAAUCCCAGUGCCACAGGCUCUGGUCAGCAGUGCUGCUUUAACAAGUUUGGAAACUUAAUGGUGGGCCAACCAGACGCAGGGUCCCUUGACCGCGUUCAUCCUAAUGCUGGUCUCCCUGUGAUAUCCCAUUUCUUCCAUGAUAAGGUGCCGUACGAAGACUGCUGCCGCAACUCUAAGAAUUGUGAAAAGUACUUUGAGAAGCGGCCUUCAGACGACGGCUCAAGAUAUCAAGCACCAAGACCCGCUACCGGUUUUGGAGACCCACACAUGGUGACCUUGGAUGAGAAACCAUUCACGUUCAACGGAUAUGGGGAAUACUUCAUUUUAAAAGUGAAAGGGGUAGACUUCACCUUGCAGGGGCGUAUGGAGCCUCUAUUAGCAGACGAUGGAUCGCCCUCAAAAGCCACGGUAUAUACAGCAUUUGCAGCCAAGGAAAAUGGAUCAGACGUUGUACAGAUCCAGUUGAAUGGUCGUGGCUUAGUGGAUGUUUUGGUGAAUGGGGAAAGAGUUGAUUUUGAUGAGCUCUCCCUUCUGGAAUUCACCGGAGUCUCUGUGUUGUAUUACAUCAACACUACUAAAUAUUCCGUUAUUUUUAACUCCGGCAUCUCCGUGACAGUUGAAGGGCAGCAAGAGUUGCUUGGUCUCGUGACUUUGGUACCAACAGUUUUUAAAGGUAAUACUUCUGGUCUCCUUGGAUACUGGGAUGACAGUAAAGAGACGGAAUUCCUCAAGCCCGAUGGAACAUUUCUAAAUACAAAUUCGAGUUUGGAAAUCAUACACAGGGAUUUCGGACAAUUAUGGGUCACCAAACCAGAUGAGUCUCUCUUUGUCUAUCAACAAGGGCAGGACCACUCCACGUUUCACCAUCCGAAUUUCCAGCCAAUAUAUCCUGACAGUCAAAACUUGGACUUUACCGAUAAGGUGCUGGAGAAGGAGGCCCAGAAUGUCUGUGGAGAUAGCUCCGAGUGUUUGUUCGAUAUUUUCACAACUGGCAAAGUGCGAAUCGGACGAGCAACAAAAGAGAUUGUGACUCAGUUUGUUGCUGUUGUAAACGACACUGUGAAGCCAGCUUGCGUACCACUGGACUCGCAGCUGACUAAUGGGUUUGUUCACAGAAAUGACACCGAUGGCGGGAUUGAUUACAAGUUUGCAUGCAAUGAAGGUUUCGUUCUGAACGGUUCUAGUCAUGUAACGUGUAAAGAUGGACUUUACAAUGGUUCAGCUCCAAACUGCUUGCCGAAAGAAUGCCCAGUUCGUCUUUGGCAUCUUAAGAAUGGUCGCUUUCACGGGAACGGCAGUGUUUAUCUCUCAACGUAUCAUUUCCUGUGCAACGGUGGAUAUGUCUUGGUUGGUGACAAUACCGUGACAUGCAAGGCGAAUGGCUCAUGGAAUGGCACAAAACCCGUCUGUUUGCGAGAAUGCCCAGGGCUCCCUUCUUCAAUAUCAAACGGCGAAGUCAAUGGUUCGGGUCGCUUGCAAGGAUCACACCACAGGUUUAGCUGUCGCCCCGGUUACUCUCUGGUAGGCCAAGCCACUUUACACUGUACCGAUGAGGGAAAGUGGAAUGCCAGUGUUCCCAUAUGUAUGAGAGAAUGUCCUCAUCUUCCAUCAUUCAUACCAAAUGGAUUCGUUGGUGGGAAUGGAUCGGUGGAGGGAUCUCAGUACAGGUUCAGUUGCAAGGGAGGAUACUCUCUUGUGGGGGCAAACACCCUUCAAUGUACCGAUCAGGGAAACUGGAAUGGCUCCAUUCCUACGUGUCUCAAAGAAUGUCCACAACUGCCGUCAUCAAUACCUAAUGGAUUUGUCAACGGCACAGGUUUCUUGGAAGGCUCCGUGUAUGGAUUUAGUUGUUUGCAGGGCUACUCCCUUAUUGGAGAGAAAACGUUAGUUUGCUCUGCGGGCGGAAACUGGAAUUCCAGCCUUCCCAGCUGUCUCAAAGAUUGUCCAGACCUUCCGUCGUCCAUACCGAAUGGAAAAGGAAACGGAACUGGUUCCGUAGAGGGCUCCAAGCAUCAUUUUACUUGCAAUGAGGGAUAUUCACUGGUUGGACAGAGAGCUUUACAUUGCAAUAACACAGGUGCCUGGAAUGGCUCUGUGCCUGUGUGUCUUAUAGAUUGUCCUAGGCUGCCAUCUGAAAUAAAAAAUGGCGAAAUAAAUGGAACAGGUUUCGUAGAGGGAUCAUUGUACAAAUUUAGCUGCAACGAUGGUUACUCUAUCGUGGGUCAAGAUCUUCUGUAUUGCACUCAAAUGGGAAGAUGGAACGCAGGUGUCCCCCUUUGUCUCAGAGAGUGCCCUGUGCUUCCCUCAUUGUUGGCAAAUGGCUUCAUCCAUGGAAGUGGCUCAUUGGAAGGUGCUCAGUACAACUUCAGUUGUAAGCAGGGGUAUUCUCUAAUUGGUGCGGACACAGUAGUUUGCACGGAUGCCGGGGAGUGGAAUGGCUCACUCCCAACCUGCCUAAUAGAGUGCCCAAAGCUUUCUUCGAAUCUUGCAAACGGAGCAGUUAAUGGAUCAGGUCACGUGGAAGGGUCUAUGUACAAUUUUAGUUGCAUGGAUGGUUACUCUAUUGUCGGACAUGAUACUGUAUUUUGUACUAAAAUGGGUGUAUGGAACGCCAGUGUCCCUAACUGUCUUAGAGAAUGCCCAGUUCUUCCCUCAUCAAUAUCGCAUGGUUUUGUUAACGGUAGCGGCUCAUUGGAAGGUAACCAGUAUAAGUUCAGUUGUCAGGAGGGCUACUCUCUUAUUGGUGCGGACACAUUAGUUUGCACGGAUUCUGGUGUGUGGAAUAGCUCGCUUCCAACCUGUCUCAUAGAAUGCCCCUCAUUGGCUGCUGGCAUGGACAAUGGUUAUAAACAUGGCCGUGGGUCGGUGGAAGGCUCUUCGGUCUGGUUUAGCUGUGCUAAUGGUUAUUCUCUAGAAGGAAACAAGUACCUCUAUUGUGAUGAGAAUGGCCAAUGGAAUGGUACAACACCUUCUUGUCUAAAAGAUUGUCCUCAAAUGAACCGCACUCUAGAAAACGGGCACAUUGAUGGUAAUGGAUCCACAUCAGGUGCAGUGUAUAGCUUUCUUUGCGAUGAAGGAUACAGCAUAGAUGGAGAAACCUCGCUGCGCUGUGAUGAAAAGGGACAAUGGAAUGGUAGCAUUCCUGUAUGUUUAAAGGCUCAUACAGAUAAAGAAGAAAAGGAUACAAACGGCUGGUACCUUAACGUCCUGAAUGGUGUCGCAAUCCUAAUUCUGAUAAUCGCAAUUGGCCUGUUGGUAAUUUGGUGUCGACGGAGAUCAGGUAAAAAAGAUAUAACAACCGCGAAGGGUGACGAAGAGGCAGAACUGGAAGUUGUGAAGAGACCUAAAGUACCUGUGGAUAGUGAAGACAAAUGUACCACUGCUCCACAAAACGAUCGCUCUAAAGAUCCUGUGGGCGUAGUGUAA